AUGAGUACUUGCUAUCAAAAGUCUCUGAGGGCUUUCCUCGAACACGAAUCAGUCAUCAAGACAAAGCACCAAGCAAAAGAACUCCAUGCACGACUCAUCAGAACAAUGGCGCCAGUAUCAGCAAUUCUCAACUCUAAGAUCAUCUCCAUUUACUCGAACUUUAACCUUUUACAAGAUUCUUUAACUCUUUUCAACACUAUUGAUUCACCACAGCCCACAAAGGCCUGGAAAUCCAUCAUUAAAUGCUAUGCUUCAAGCGGGCUUUUCUUGAAUUCCUUUACUUCUUUUAAUGAAAUGAGGUCUGUCGGAAGAAUCCCAGAUAGAAAUGUGUUCCCUUCUGUGUUAAAAUCUUGUGUGCAAUUGAGGGAUCUAAGGCUUGGUGAGAGUGUUCAUGGCUGUGUUAUGAGGCUUGGCUUGGAUUGUGAUCUUUAUACUGGGAAUGCAUUGAUGAAUAUGUAUGCCAAGUUGCAGCUUCCAAAGGCCCAACAGCCGUUUGAUGAAUUUCCUGAAAGAAAGAAUGGAGUUGGGUUGAAAGAUAUGACUGAAAAGCCUAUAGAGAUGGAAGCUUUAGGAAUGGAUACAGUAAGGAAAGUUUUCCAAACGAUGCCAAUAAGAGAUGUUGUUUCAUGGAAUACGAUUAUUCAGGGAAAUGUUCAUGGUGGGCGCUAUAAGGAAGCUUUGGGAAUGUUAAGAGAAAUGGGAAAUUCUGACUUGAUGCCUGAUUCAUUUACUUUGUCUACUGUGCUUCCUAUCUUUUCUAAGUAUGUUGAUCUCAAGAAGGGAAAGGAGAUCCAUGGCUUUGCAAUUAGACAUGGGUUCGAUGGAGAUGGUUUCAUUGGGAGCAGUUUGAUUGAUAUGUAUGCAAAUUGUACCAGGGUGGAGGAUUCAUAUAAAUUGUUUAGUUUGUUACCUCAGUGUGAUGCUGUUUCUUGGAACUCAAUUAUAGCAGCAUGUGUACAAAAUGGUAGGUUUGAUGAAGGCUUGGAACUGUUCAGGCAGAUGUUGAGGGCUGAUAUUGAGCCUCUGGGACAUUCAUUUUCAAUAAUAAUGCCGGCUUGUGCUCAUUUGACAACCCUAACUUUGGGGAAGCAGCUUCAUGCAUACAUAAUUAGGACAGGGAAUGUUGAGAAUUUAUAUGUAGCUAGCUCACUGGUGGACAUGUAUGCUAAAUGUGGGAACAUAAAAAAUGCUUGGUGGAUUUUUGAUAACAUGGAAAUACAAGAUUCAGUUUCCUGGACAGCCAUGAUUAUGGGGUAUGCAAUGCAUGGGCAUGCUCGUGAUGCCAUCUCAUUGUUUGAGGAAAUGCAGAUGGCAGGAGUGCAGUCUAAUUCUGUGGUCUUUGUUGCUGUUUUGACUGCUUGUAGCCAUGCUGGAUUGGUCAAUGAAGCUUGGAAAUAUUUCAGCACUAUGACUCAAAAUCAUGGGAUUGCUCCUGAACUGGAACAUUAUGCUGCGCUUGCUGAUCUUCUUGGUCGAGCAGGAAGACUACAGGAAGCUUAUGACUUCAUCUCUAGCAUGCAUAUAAAACCAACAGGGAGUGUUUGGUCUGCACUAUUGUCUGCUUGCCGAGUUCACAGAAAUUUUGAAAUGGCUGAUAAGGUGGCUAAAGAAAUAUUUAAGAUUGAUCCCGAGUACACAGGCGCUUAUGCUCUUUUGUCAAAUAUGUAUGGUGCUGCUGGAAGUUGGAAAGAGGCUCAAAAAAUAAGAAUCACCAUGAGACGAAAAGGCAUGAAGAAGAAACCAGCUUGCAGCUGGAUUGAAGUUAAGAACAAAGUACAUGCUUUUGUGGCAGGAGAUAAAUCUCACUCAUUUUAUGGUCAGAUAAAUGAGGCUCUGCAAGAUAUUUUAGAGCAAAUAGAGAACGAAGGUUAUGUGCCUGACACAAGUGAGGUUCCACAUGAUGUUGAUGAAGAGCAAAAGAGGUAUGCUGUGAGCACUCAUAGUGAAAGGCUAGCAAUAGCAUUUGGUAUUAUUAGCUCUCCUGCUGGGACAACCAUUCGCGUGACAAAGAAUCUUCGUGUAUGUGUGGACUGCCAUACAGCAAUAAAGUUCAUAUCAAAGACUAUGGGCAGGGAGAUUAUUGUCAGAGACAACAUUCGUUUUCAUCAUUUCAAGGAUGGUAAUUGUUCAUGUGGAGAUUAUUGGUGAGAAACUGUGUGAUGGCAUCAAUCAUGUAGAU
This is a messenger RNA of Coffea eugenioides, 2179 nucleotides long. RefSeq names its product putative pentatricopeptide repeat-containing protein At3g23330. Gene Ontology annotation, biological process: RNA modification. Gene Ontology annotation, molecular function: zinc ion binding; RNA binding; protein binding. Bases 1 to 2148 code for a protein of 715 amino acids. The transcript has 2 exons. NCBI's taxonomy places the organism in Eukaryota, Viridiplantae, Streptophyta, Magnoliopsida, Gentianales, Rubiaceae. The record is from RefSeq and is a predicted model, not a curated record.